AUGCUUCUCAAUCCUAUUUUCCUCAUCGUCGGCCUGGGCGCGGGCGUCGGCUCGGCCUACCACCUGCUUCGCCUACCAAACUCAAUGGGCUACAAGAGGGAGUGGGCAGAACUCUCGCCGUGCAGCAACUUUAAUAUCAGUCAAGUCAUGGUGGGAACCAAGUACUCGGUCAAUGGUUACCCGUUGGCAGUCACCUCCACCAACGCCAACGUCACUCUCACGGUCAGGGUCCGGCUUCUCAACAAUUCUGCCGAAGAAAAGUUCCAGCAGAUCUUGCCACCACUGGUCAUGUCCAUGUAUGGCACUCUAUGCAUUCCGUCAGUCCCCGUCGACAAGAAGUGGGCUGGCCAGCUUGCCCAGUACCAAGUCAUCUCGGACCAUGCCUCCAUGAGGACCUACCAGUGCUCUCUCGUCCAGUUUGUGGAUACACCCGCCGUGGACGCUUCGUCUUUUGACGUCUGUAAGAACACUACUGGCGUUAAUGGUACAUUCCAGGAAUGGGGGAGCGAGAUUCUCACCACACCUACACCGUCCUCCGCUCUGCCAGCUCCGACCGAGGUCGAGCCGGAGAGUGCGGCUCAGGACAAUAUGGCCAAACUGAGCCCCUGGAUGAUGGUCGGCGUGCCGGCCAUUACUGGUCUUCUUCCGAUUCUUUUUACUGUUUUCUAA
Messenger RNA from Pyricularia pennisetigena, 669 nucleotides. RefSeq lists its product as uncharacterized. The record is from RefSeq and is a predicted model, not a curated record. Lineage: Eukaryota; Fungi; Ascomycota; Sordariomycetes; Magnaporthales; Pyriculariaceae. The transcript is spliced from 2 exons. The coding region runs from base 1 to 669 and encodes 222 amino acids.